Messenger RNA from Onthophagus taurus, 2327 nucleotides. The record is from RefSeq and is a predicted model, not a curated record. NCBI's taxonomy places the organism in Eukaryota, Metazoa, Arthropoda, Insecta, Coleoptera, Scarabaeidae.
UAACAAUUCCCCUUUUAAUUAAAAGAACAAAUUCCACAAUCACAUUAUACUAAAACAAUUUCAAAAUGAAGAUUUAUUUAAAUAUAUUUGGAAUACUAUUUUUUACAUCAAUAAAUUGCGAUGUCCCAAUUCUAAAUACUCGUUUAGGAAAAAUUCAGGGAAUUUACGAAUCUUCUUAUGAAAAUCGAAUUUAUUCUGCGUUUUAUGGAGUUCCUUACGCAAAACCGCCAAUAACUAAUCUUAGAUUUGAAAAACCUGAGCCUAUUUCACCUUGGAAUGAUGUAAUUUAUAACGCAACUAAUAAAAACAUAGUUUGCGCACAAAUUAAUCAUGUUAUAAAACCAUUUGGUGGUGAAUAUCGCGGGGUUGAAGAUUGCUUGUACCUAAAUAUCUUUACACCAAAAUUAAAACCUUCCCCUAACGAUAGUUUAGAUGUUAUUGUUUUUAUACAUGGUGGUGCAUUUAUGUACGGUUCGAAUAAAAAAGGGGCGCGAUUUUUAAUGGAUCGUGACAUAAUUUUUGUAACGGUUAAUUACCGUUUGGGAACUUUAGGAUUUUUAAGCACCCAAGAUGAAGUUUUACCAGGAAAUUUAGGAUUGCGAGAUCAAGCGAUGGCUUUAAAUUGGAUUAAAGAAAACAUAUUAGAUUUUGGUGGAAACCCCAAUUCAGUAACAUUAACGGGUUUAUCAGCGGGAGGUUCCAGUGUUCAUUUUCACUAUUUUUCACCUUUAACAAGAGGUCUUUUCCAUCGGGGGAUAUCAAUAAGUGGAACGGUUUUAGGGCCGUCAAAAAUACAAGAGAACCCUUUGGAAAAAACUGGAAUGGUGGCUAAAUCUUUAAAUUGUUUUAAUGAAAAUACAAGGAUUAUGAUUGAUUGUAUGAAAACUAAAUCGGUGGAGGAGGUUGUUAGUGCUAUCAAGGUGUUAAGACCGUGGGGGUUUUAUCCUUAUUCACCAAUUGGGGUUACGAUUGAAGAACCUAUGAAGGACUCUUAUUUACCUGAUCAUCCAAUUUCGUUACUUUCAAAAAAAGCAUUUCAUGAUCUCCCUUGGAUUAAUACUUAUACUUCUGAAGAAGGCCUUUAUCCAGGAUUGGAAUUUAUAGGUGAACCAAAACAUUUGGAAGAAUUAGAAGAGAAAUGGAACGAAUUAGCACCUUUAGUAUUUGAUUAUAAUUACACUGUAUCUAAAGACGAUAUGGAAAAAGUUUCUAAAGAUAUUAAAAAAGUAUAUUUUAAGGAUAAAGCAGUUUCGAAGGAUAGUUUUAGGGAUUUAGUAGCGAUUUUAAGUGAUCGCAUGUUUGUUCAUUGUGCUGAAAAGGCUUCGAAGCUUCAAGCAUUCUAUUCAAAAUCGUUUGUAUAUAAUUAUUAUUUUAGUUAUUCUGGAAAUGGAGUUGCAUCAGCGGGUAGUAAAUGGAUUGGAAAACAUACAGAAUAUGGUAAAUAAUAGAUGUUACUAGAUUUAAUUGAAUGUAUUAGAUGAGGCUCCUAGAACCUCAAAAUCGCCAAAUUCCAAACUCUUCUACACUUAUGUCCCUAUCUGAUUAUGUUUUCUAUCUCACAUUAAUAUCAUUUAACUGUUUCUUUUUCUGUGUCUUAGUGUGUACCCUGAACUGUUCUGAAUCCCACGCAUCUUCAUCUGGUGUAGUCAUUGAGGUGUAGUUGUAGAACAGUAAAUUGAAUAAAACUGCUAAUACUCUAAUUAAUUACUUUCAUAGUCAAAACUAGUUUUAAACUAGUUAAAACUACUUUUGUGGUAUUUCAUUAGUUACUUCAUCUCAUUUUUUUUAUUUAGGCCUCCCUCUCAUAUUAUUCUUUCCACCUCUUGCCUCCCAUAUUCGUCUAGUUUGUCUUGUAUCUGCCAUUCUCUGUAUAUGUCCCCACAACAAGUGCAAAGAUAUUCCCACUGAAUAUUUACAAUCAUAUUUUGCUUAAUGACGACUAUUUCAUUGCAUGAAAAAUCAUUGUGAUACUUAUAAAGUUACAAUACAAAUAUAUAACUAGAAACAAGCAAAUUGGAGCUAGAUUUGAAGUGUAUUCUGGGCUGAAAACGCUAGAUGUGAUACAUAAUUUGAGGGUAACAUAUAUUUUUGAAGCAUUAUGAAUGAGUCCUGUUAAAUUAUUUUAUUAAAAUGUGUACACAUCCAAAUCACUUAGUCCAAGUAAUGUUGUUUAAGCAGUUGUGGCCACAAACCCAACAGGUGUGUGAUUAAAAGUACUACUAAGACUCCUAAAAAGAACUACUUAUAAAAACUACUCACCCAAAGAACUUUAAUUUGUAGUUUAGAGCAGCAAUUCAUUCGUACACUAACAUUUAUGAUCAUUUUGG